Molecule: messenger RNA, 387 nt
Organism: Ostertagia ostertagi
Lineage: Eukaryota; Metazoa; Nematoda; Chromadorea; Rhabditida; Trichostrongylidae
Source: the annotation of a GenBank genome assembly
AUGGAAACAUUCGAAGAACAGGGAGGGGAAUCCAUGCCUCAAGCAGAUGACCCAACAAACCAGUUGGCUUCGAAGGAGCUCUCACGCGAAACUACGCUUCCGUCACGAGAAACAGUGCCCUUAUCAAAAGAAACAGUGCCCAUAUCAAAGGGAACAACGCCGCCACCGUCACGCGAAACAGCGCUACCCUCCAGGGAAACAGUGGAUGAUCAAGCUCUCGAUACUAGUGAAGCGAUAACGCAACAUGGAGAUUGUAAGGCUAGCACGGAUGCAAUGCCGAAUGAAUGUAGACCAUCAAAGGAGCAGGGAUCAGAUCCUCAAGAAGGGCUCGAACAAAAUGGACGAAAACCAGGUGAAGAGAAGCACAAAAACAUGAUUCCCGUUUAG